AAGGUGAGGAAUUGACGUUGCUGUCUGUAAGAUCUCUUAUUUCCCUUCCACUCUUGUAAAUCUGCGUUGAAAAAUUUUCCCCGUCGGUUUCGUGUUUUACCUUCUCGUUCGUUGUCAAUCGCUGCCGGCGGAGUUAAUAGAAAGAGGCCAGGAGGUGUAAUUUUCUGUAUUGUUCCCUUGAUCGAGGUUAAUCAGUGGUACUGGGUAGAGACAACGGCGAUGAUGACUUGGAGGAGAAUUCUCAAGUCUAUCCAAGUGGUGGUGGCUCAUGGAUUGCUUUUUACUUUCACUCUUAUUCUCUCCCUCAAGCUCCAUCACGCUGUUGACUGCUCUUGGUGGUUGGUGUUUUCUCCACUCUGGUUAUUUCAUGCUGUUGUGGCAAGAGGAAGAUUCUCCUUACCAGCCCCAUCAAUGCCACAUGGUCGCUAUUGGGCCCCUUUUCAUGCCAUUGUGGCUACUCCCUUGCUUAUCGCAUUCGAACUGCUCCUUUGUGUUUAUCUAGAGAAAAGAUAUGCUGUAAAUUUGAAGAUUGUUUUCCUGCCUCUCCUGGCGCUAGAAAUUGCAAUACUGGUUGAUAACAUUAGGAUGUGUAGAGCACUUAUGCCUGGAGAUGAAGAAAAUAUCAGCGAUGAGGCUAUCUGGGAGACUCUUCCGCACUUCUGGGUUUCGAUUUCAAUGGUCUUCUUCAUUGCCGCAACAACAUUUACGCUUCUGAAGCUAUGUGGUGAUGUGGCUGCUCUUGGUUGGUGGGAUCUAUUUAUCAAUUAUGGUGUUGCACAGUGCUUUGCGUUUCUUAUAUGCACAAAGUGGUAUAAUCCUGCGAUUCAUAGGCGAUCUAAUAUGGCUGCUGCUGCAUCAUCAUCGUCAUCUUCAAUGAAUAUAAGAUAUCUUAGCUGGAACAAUGGUGUGUUAAUACCUUCUGAGGAAGACAAUCAAGAAAGCAGGAUGUGCAGUUUGCAAGACAUUGGUGGGCAUGUGAUGAAAAUUCCCUUUGUGGCUUUUCAGAUCAUGCUGUUUAUGUACUUGGAGGGAACUCCACCUGGUGCUAGAAACAUUCCAAUUCCAGUUUUAUUUUUGCCUCUUCUUCUGCUUCAAGGAGCUGGUUUGUUGUUUGCGAUAUAUCGCUUUUUUGAAAAAAUCAAUAUGUUAAUACAUCCAGAAGCAGAUUCAGGAAGCACAUUUAGACUACCGCCAACAGCUUAUGACUAUAUGGGAUUUCUGCGUCGUGGAUCAAGGUUACUUGGUUGGUGGUCCAUUGACGAAGGAAGUCGAGAGGAGCAAGCUCGGCUGUAUUGUGGUUCAGAAACUGGAUACAAUACCUUUUCGCCUGAAGCUGUAAAGAAAAUGCCAAAGGCUGAGCUUGCCAAGGAGAUAUGGAGGCUUCAAUCAGCACUAACUGCUCAAACAGAAAUCACAAACAUUAGCCAGGAGGAGUUUGAAAGACUUCAAAAUGAGAAGAUCCUUUGUCGAGUAUGCUUCGAUGAACAUAUAAAUUUGGUUCUACUACCGUGCAGACAUUACGUGCUUUGCAGCGGCUGCGGCGAAAAGUGCAAGAGGUGCCCCAUAUGUCGAGUACACAUUGAAGAGCGUUUACUUGUGUUUGAUGAUGCUGUAUAGCUGUGCACAUUGUAAUCUGUAAUACAGCCAGCCAGUCCAUCCCUAAAUCAUUGUUUGGGUGGUGAUUGCAGUUUUAUUCAGUCAAUUUCGCCAUCCUUUGUCUUUUUCUUCCCCUUAGGGUAAAGAAAGCUGUGAAUAGUUGAUUGGAAGGAUAUAUGUAUGGGUGGCUCUGCAUCAUUGUUUGAACAUUACAGCUUACUUAUGUAUGUCUAAACAAACACCUGCUGGCUGCUGCUGGUGUUCCUCAACCUACACAUUGAUUAUUCUGUAUUUGCUCACAAUGAUGAAUUGAUCGACUCUUUUAACCAAAUCUCAGCAUAUGCACUGUUAUUAGACA
This is a messenger RNA of Andrographis paniculata, 1954 nucleotides long. RefSeq lists its product as uncharacterized. NCBI's taxonomy places the organism in Eukaryota, Viridiplantae, Streptophyta, Magnoliopsida, Lamiales, Acanthaceae. The transcript has 14 exons. Bases 220 to 1617 code for a protein of 465 amino acids. The record is from RefSeq and is a predicted model, not a curated record.